Molecule: messenger RNA, 4065 nt
Organism: Sardina pilchardus (European sardine)
Lineage: Eukaryota; Metazoa; Chordata; Actinopteri; Clupeiformes; Clupeidae
Product: fasciculation and elongation protein zeta-2-like
Exons: 8
Coding region: 52-1155 (367 amino acids)
Cellular component (GO): axon; cytoplasm
Source: RefSeq, a predicted model, not a curated record
UCUGUCUCGGACCGAAGUUCAGUGAGUGUUGUUGUCCCGUAGGUAGCAGUGAUGGCUGCUCCGUUAGCACAUUUCGAUGAAGACUGGCAGGACUUUAAUGAAUUCAGACCUACCUCUGAAUGGCCAAAUCAGCUGGAUCAGAUCAACUCCAAUGUCGGUGACACAACAGGGUUUGAGGACUUUUCAGAUCUCGACAACAGCUUUUCGGGGGAGAUAUGCAGCUUCAAGUCAAUGGAGGACCUUGUGAACGAUUUUGAUGAGAAGCUGAAUAUGUGUUUUCGGAAUUACAACACUAAGAUAGAAAAUAUCGCUCCAGUACAGCCCAUCACAGAAGAUAAUUUCCUGAAGGACGACGAAAUCUGGAACGCUCUGACGGAUAACUAUGGAAACGUGAUGCCAGUGGACUGGAAGACCUCUCACACACGCUCCCUCCACUUACCCACCCUCAACCUAUCAGAGCAGAGGAAAGAGGACAACUCGUCACUGGACCUCUCGGACGAUGAGGAGCUGCGGGAGCAAAUGGACAUGCACUCCAUCAUCGUAUCGUGUGUCAACGACGAACCGCUCUUCACCGCUGAGCAGGUGAUUGAGGAAAUUGAGGAGAUUAUGCAAGAGUCUCCAGACCCAGAGGAGGAUGAGAGUCCAUCCCAGUCCGACAUGUCCCUACUCUGCCAAGAGAUGAACACACUCAACAGGUCCAGCUCUACCAGCAGCUACGAAGAGACUCUGCGCGGGUUGUCGGUGUCGGAGCUGAGCGGGCGGCUGCAGCAGGUGGAGACGCUGAUCCGGGGCCUGUCGGAGGAGCUGGUGCAGCAGCUGGCGCUGCGGGACGAGCUGGACUUUGAGAAGGAGGUGAAGAACCGCUUCAUCUCGCUGCUCAUCACCGUGCAGAACCGCCAGAAGGAGCACCGGCAGCUGCUCAAGCGCCGCGGCGGCAAGAUCCGCAGCCCCAGCCUGCAGACGCGCGGCGGGGAGAGGACACACGUGCCCGGCACGUAUCUUACCACAGUGAUUCCCUAUGAGCAAAAGAGCGGCCCUCCGUCAGUGGAAGACCUUCAGUACCUCACCAAAAUACUGCACGCCAUGAAGGACGACAGCGAUAAAGUCCCUAGCCUGCUAACUGAGUACAUCCUCAAAGUAUUAUGUCCCUCGUAGUCCUCCAGGAAUGCCGGGACCUUCCAGUUGGUACGAGGUGACGCAGUGAAGCCCUCAUGUCCUGUUUCCACGGGCUCCGUGGUUUUCAAACUCUUAGGUGUUUUACCUCAUUUUUAUUUUUUUAAUUUUUAAUCCCAUAGCAUUUUCCAUGUGUCAACCUAAUACUAUUUUGAUAUCAUGUGAGAUGUUUUUUUUUAUUUUUUAUUUUUAAACGCAUGUGAGUUUGUAAUAUGUUAGCGUAUGCAUUACCAGUCAGCAGUAUUACUCCACGAGUCGUGUGUCCUCAGCUCAGCAUGGCUCACGGCCCGUUACAUGACUCCGCCAUUUCCUCAGACAAACAUUUCCUCAGAACAACAUCGCGAUCCUGUACGAGAGAUUCUACUUAUCGCCUUGACGACGGGUACGAGACCACCACAAUUCCUUGGCCCACAGCUGAGAGAUUUCCUGUUGUUGGGUUGCAUCUGGUUUGUUCGGUUACUGCAUGGUUUUCAAUGUACUCUGUGCACUCCGAGAGGUACAAGGACGUCUUUGGUAGUAGUCUUAACAAGCGGAUAUCACAAGGCCUAGCCGAUUAGCAUUAGCCUUGAUGACCUGUGACCUUGUGUAGUGCGGAUGUGCAGUUAUGAAAGUGUAGCUUUAAAGGGUAAGGGGCCUCUGGCCUGACGAGCACUGUGAAAUGAUGUUGUGACUGAGGCCUCUCUCUGUAGCACAUUGACAAGCUUGAAACUUGUCGGGGCGUUUUUGCCAGGCUUUUGUAGGAUGGUGAAAGCUUGGUUUUGAGAAAAGGGAAAAUCUGUGCUUACCUGCAAAGACAUCUUCCACUUAUGAAGCACAAAAAUCUGCAAUAAUUUGUGAUCUAUCUUAGUCCUUUUAUAUGAAGCUUGUAUGCUUAUAUAGUUUUUAGCUAGCUCGUAACUGAUGUAAAAACCAUGGGAGAUGAUAAAUUGGGACAGUGGAACAGUAAUGUCUUUAUAAAGGGAGAUACUGCUAAAGAAACUGCAUGACUGUGGAAUACAACAUCAACCUUCUUCCUUUAGCCAGCGCACUAAGGUAUGUGUAACGCACACAAAGCUCAGGUGCCAUCAACAGCAGCUCAGUGGCGCCCCCUGCCCUAAGGCUGGAGCGGUGCAUGGUGCCAACUGGUUUUAACCUCAUCUUUGCCGUGUCAGCCAGUCUAAAUUGUUCCUCCCUCUCUCGGCUCCUUUGAUUGGUGCCAGUGCUCUGAUUGAUGAUUGUCAUGGCAACACUCAGACCCCCCCCCCCCCCCCCCCCUUGUCCUCAACAACGUAUUCCCUGUGUCAUCGGAAAACUCCCGUUUGUUGAAGACGGUCUACUACAGUUGAAGCAGCCUACUAACUUGCAUGCACAGAGCAUGCUGCCAGAGCCAUACCAGCAUAGACCAGGGGCAGUGACACGUGUGGGUGUUACCAUGCCGCCCAACGUCCUGUGAUCAGGAAGUGUCCAGGUUUACAGCUCUCCUAACAUCUUCCACGGCUAGUCCCCCACAUGCUGGUCAUGUAAACAUUGAGUAGACAUUGAGUAAGCUUUGAAUAUUAUAUAGCUCUGCGUGCAUACCCUCCCAUUAGUCUUUUUCAGCCCAUGUAGUUGGUGAAGUCUUUAGGCUAUAGUCAUUUUUACCUAGUGAGGUAUUUGGGGACAUUUUCAGUGUCCCCUGUAAUGUCCUGUGCUUGUGUCUUAUGGUCACCCUUGCUACCUGUCCCUUUUUAAUCUGAUUACAGUGAGCCUAUAAUCUCUAAUAACAUGCCAGUUUAGCAUUUGAAUUCUCUCUGUCUCUCUGUCUCUCUCUUUAAAACACAUAGUGAUUGCUGUCACAAGGCUCAGAAACAUUUGAAACCUGACACAAACUUGCACUUUCUCUGUAACUUGCCCAAAGGACAGUUUGACCCUAGAAAGAAGCUCUGGUCAAUAAUCACACAUAAAAUAACAAUAUUUUUGGAGGGCCACAUCCUGAGUGCAAGCACACAUAAGGAUAUGGAUGCCCAGUAGAGACUCUGCUAUGAAGCUACGCGUUUGGGGCUCAGUUGGACUACAGAUGGUAGAUUUGCCCCAAACAUCUAUUAGGAACUAUCAUGUAACAAAACAGGCUUUAUAAAAAAAUCAGCGGCACACAACUCUGACUUCCCUUUAGUUUAUUUUGGGAUUUGUGAGAUGGGUAUUUUAAAGUUCAGUCUACUCUGCGGUACAGUCUGAUUUAUGCUUGAUGAUGCUUAAUGCUUGAUGGCAUUACGGUACCUUUGGAAUGGAUUACAAUCUGGUGUUCCAAACGAGAUUCCAGCAUGUUUUGCCCUCCAGCAAACAAAGUCAGUAAAACAAGGCCUCAGAUUGAAUCAGAGCUUACGCAGAUGGAUCAACAGAUGCAGAAUGUGUUUUUACUAUUAUUAUUAUUAUUAUUACUAUUAUUAUUUGUAAUUUUCUUAGCUUAUUCAAGCUAAAUGUCAAAUAUGCCAGUUUAAAAGAAUUAAUUGAAAGUCACGGCAGGACAUUGAAAGUCGAAAUGACAUAUAAAUGAUCUAUUUUUGUCCUGAGGUUUACUGUAUUUAUAGGAGUAAAUGGAAUCCAGUAGUGAAAUGAGAAACGGUCGUCGCCCUAUCCCAGGCGUCAGAACUAUAGAUUUAUAUUUCUACUCUCUCUCCUGUAUUUCUAUGGCUGCCUGUGUACAGAAAUAACAGUUUUGUAAAUAGAAACAUGUUUGUUUUUAAUGUACCUUUCUUUCCUCCUAUCCGCUCUCUUUCUGUCACGGAUCAUUGUUUGUUUCCCAUUACAAUGUAAUGUGCUACAAUUAAUUUAUUCUGUUAAUGCCAUUUAAAGCAUAUCAUCUUUAGUGGUACAAAUGUUUUGUGCCAGUUUGCACUGGAACUCAUCCGAACUAAAUAAAGACUUUUGACUGUA